AUGAAUGAUACUGAAUAUUCAACUGAAUCCAACAACACUACUAAUGACGUGGCUGUUUCAGUUUUCAAUAAACAAAUCAAGUCCAUCCUGAAGAUUUCUCUUGUUUUGCUGCUGUUUAUUAUGACCAACUAUAUAAAUGGAUUGCUUAUUGCAGUUUUUUUUAAACACAAUGUAUUCCAUGAAAAUUCCCGUUACAUUUUGUUUAUUCACAUGGUCUUCAAUGAUGUGCUGGAUAUUUGCACUGUACUCAUCUUACACAUUUGGGUUGAGACUCUUCACAUGAUGCCAGUGUCACUUUGCUAUUUUCUUAUGUCUGUAGCGAUCACCACAACUUACAACACUCCUUUGAACUUGGCACUGAUGGCUAUCGAACGCUACAUUGCUAUUUGCAGACCUCUGCACCACCCAAAAAUCUGUACACUUCACAGAACAUACAUUAUCCUGAUCAUGAUGUGGCUGAUCAGUUUUAUUUCUCCAGCAUCCGACAUUCUGUUUGUCUUUACUGUAGAGCCUCUGAGUUUCUUCAGUACCAAAACUAUAUGUGAAACUGACAGUUUACUUCGAACUGAAGCUCAGACUAUGAAAAGGGAUUACAUGAGCAUUGGCUAUUUCUUGGUUGCCUGGAUUGUAGUGGCCCUCACAUACAUUAAUAUUGUCCUUGCAGCACGAUCAGCCAGUCGUGCUGAAAAAUCACCUGCUAAGAAGGCCUACAAUACAAUACUAUUGCAUGCCAUACAGCUCACUCUGAGUACAUUCAUGUUUCUCGUUCCAGUUGUUAACAAUUUAUGGCUAUAUUUUCAAAAACAAGAAUCACAAGAUGUUCAAUAUGUCUCAUAUGUAUCAAUAGUUAUGUUUCCACGUCUUUUGAGUCCUCUUAUUUAUGGAGUAAGAGAGGAAAACUUCAAAAAAUAUCUGAAAGAAUAUUUGCAGUGUUGGAAAUUUGCCAAAAAUUCUUGA
Polypterus senegalus (gray bichir) is the source of this 957-nucleotide messenger RNA. Its product is annotated as odorant receptor 131-2-like. The coding region runs from base 1 to 957 and encodes 318 amino acids. Gene Ontology annotation, biological process: G protein-coupled receptor signaling pathway. Gene Ontology annotation, cellular component: membrane. Gene Ontology annotation, molecular function: G protein-coupled receptor activity. The record is from RefSeq and is a predicted model, not a curated record. The transcript has a single exon. NCBI's taxonomy places the organism in Eukaryota, Metazoa, Chordata, Cladistia, Polypteriformes, Polypteridae.